Molecule: messenger RNA, 1515 nt
Organism: Scedosporium apiospermum
Lineage: Eukaryota; Fungi; Ascomycota; Sordariomycetes; Microascales; Microascaceae
Product: FAD-dependent oxygenase
Exons: 4
Coding region: 1-1515 (504 amino acids)
Molecular function (GO): FAD binding
Source: RefSeq, a predicted model, not a curated record
AUGAAAGUAACCACUGCCACUGCCUUGGUUGCCUGGGCGGCAACGGCCCUAGCCUACCCCAAGGUCCGCUCAGCGCUGAGAGGCAGCUGCCCAGGCCUCGAGGACAUUCAGGCGCUCGGGAGGAAGCUCUCAUCGACAGCUCAUAUCUACUUCCCCGGCUCCGAUGAGUUCGUCCUAGCAUCAAAACGCUGGUCGCAACUCGAAGCUCCCAAGGUUGAUAUCGUCGUGGUCCCGGGGACGGAGAGGGAUGUUUCCGAGACGGUAAUCUUCGCAAAUAACCGAAAUGUUCCGUUCCUGGCGUUCAACACCGCCCACGGCGCCAUCACUACUCUCGGCCAGAUGACCCAUGGCAUUGAAAUCUGGCUGAACCAAUUGAGCGGUGUUCAGAUUUCCAGCGAUGGAAAAACGGCAAAGAUCGCCGGUGGCACUCAGUCCAAGGUGCUCAUUGACACGCUCUGGGCCAAUGGAAAACAGGCAGUGACUGGAACCUGUGAGUGUGUUAGCUAUAUGGGGCCCGCACUCGGGGGUGGACACGGGUGGCUUCAGGGACACCAUGGUCUCAUCGCCGAUCAGUUCGUUUCUGUGAACAUCGUUCUGGCAGAUGGAACCCUCAGGACAAUCAAUGCGAACUCUGACCUCUGGUGGGCCAUCAAGGGCGCUGGCCAUAACUUUGGCAUCGUAACAUCUGCCACUGUUAAGAUUUUCGACAUCGAGCAUACCAACUGGGCUGUUGAGACUUUCAUCUUCAGUGGCGAUAAGGUGGAGGAGGUGUACCAAGCCGCCAACGACCACCUCCUCAAGAAUGGCACCCAACCUGUCGGUGUCAUUAACUGGUCGUACUGGCUCAACAACCCUGAUGCUGACACUGAGAAGCCCAUCAUCCUGUUCUGGGUCAUCCAGGAAGGAGUAACUAGUGUCGACCCGAUCUACACACAACCAUUCCACAAUAUUGGACCGAUCGUUGCGGAACCAAGCAGUGGAAGUUACCUCGAUGUGUCCACGUGGACUGGCAUCUCCCUCGAUGCUGCACCCUGCCAAAAGGCCGGCUUCGCCAAUCCUCGCUUCCCCCUGUACCUCAAGUCAUAUAACGUCUCUGCCCAGAGGCAAGCCUACGACCUCUUCGCAUCCUCAAUUGGUGGAUUCGGAUCUACCCCCUUCUCCAACUCCCUCUUCAUGUUCGAGGGCUAUUCCAUGCAAGGCGUACAAGCUAUCGACAGCCAGUCAUCCGCCUUCGCUUUCCGACAGGAUAACCUUCUCACCGCCCCACUAAUUACCUACGAGCCAGCUGGGUCACAGCUUGACGCGCAGGCGGCGGCCCUCGGUUCGCAGCUUCGCCAAAUUCUCUUCGAGGCUAGCGGCCAAGACGUCAUGCACACAUACGUCAACUACGCCUUCGGCAAUGAGAACCCGUCGCAAUGGUAUGGUAGCGAGGCAUGGCGCCAAAAUCGCUUGAAGCAGUUGAAGAACAAGUACGACCCUAAGCGCAAGUUCAGCUUCUACGGCCCCAUUGCCUAA